Molecule: messenger RNA, 156 nt
Organism: Phycomyces blakesleeanus NRRL 1555(-)
Lineage: Eukaryota; Fungi; Mucoromycota; Mucoromycetes; Mucorales; Phycomycetaceae
Product: GATA-type zinc finger transcription factor
Exons: 1
Biological process (GO): negative regulation of transcription by RNA polymerase II; positive regulation of transcription by RNA polymerase II
Molecular function (GO): DNA-binding transcription factor activity, RNA polymerase II-specific; RNA polymerase II cis-regulatory region sequence-specific DNA binding; zinc ion binding
Source: RefSeq, a predicted model, not a curated record
CUGGUUUGCAGUAACUGUAAGACGACUUCUACACCGCUCUGGCGACGUAACCCGAAAGGACAACCUCUAUGCAAUGCAUGUGGUCUGUUCUUCAAGUUGCAUGGUGUUGUACGUCCGCUGAGUCUCAAGACAGACGUGAUUAAGAAGCGUAAUCGU